UUGAUAAUAACCAAUCGAAACUGUUGUUGCUAAAGGUGCGAAGAAAGAAGUUUGAGUGCGAAGAAAGAAGAUGUGCGAGGAAAGAUUGACAAUUAGGUUGCUACCAAAGUAACGUUUAGGCAAAUUUAUCUUUCUUGUUUGCAGUAACUUUACUAAAAAGAUGGCAGAAAAUAUCGAUUACUCAGACAUUGUUCAUCAUUUGAGAUUGUCCUUUAAUCAAGGAAAAAUAAGGCCAGUUGAGCAACGAAUUCAACAACUGAAGCAGUUUUUGAAGAUGAUGACUGAAAAUAAAGAAUUAUUUGUCGAAGCUCUUCAUCAAGAUCUACGUAAACCAGCUUUUGAAGCGACAAUAAUGGAGUACACUGUGGUUGUUGCCGAGCUCACCAAGUUUAUCGACAAUCUUCCUUCCUGGGCAGCAUUCCAGAGAACUGAUGCCGAUUUGCUGAAUAAAUUUAACACUUGUGGCAUACAGUAUGAGCCAUAUGGUGUUGCUUUGAUUAUUGGAGCAUGGAAUUAUCCCCUACUUCUUUUGCUCCAACCUUUGAUCGGUUGCAUUGGUGCAGGUAACUGCGCAGUCUUAAAACCGUCUGAACUGUCCCCUGUCACUGCAUCUCUUAUUGAAAGUCUUGUUCCGCGGUACCUUGAUGAAGACUGUUUCAGAGUUAUCGCUGGUGGAAAGGAUGAGACAUCAGCACUCCUUAGAGAAAGGUUCGAUUAUAUGUUUUACACAGGUGGUCAUGUCGUCGGGCAGAUAGUCAUGCAAGCUGCAGCCAAGUAUCUCACUCCAGUGACAUUGGAGCUUGGCGGAAAGAGUCCAUGCUAUGUAGAUGGCGAUUGCAACUUUGACAUCACUGCCCGUAGAAUUAUUUGGGGGAAGUAUGUGAACGGUGGUCAAACAUGUCUUGCCCCAGAUUACAUUCUUUGCACCAAAGAAACUGAAGAAAAACUCACCCUAUCUCUUAAAAAAGCUCUCAAAGAAUUUUAUGGAGAGAAUCCAAAGGAAUCCAAAGAUCUGGCCAGGAUUAUAAAUGAAAGACAUUUUCAGAGAAUAAGAAAUUUGAUAAAUCAAGAGAAAGUUGUAAUUGGUGGUGAUGUUGAUGAAGAUGAGAAAUACAUUUCCCCAACUGUCAUGACAGAUGUCACCUCUGAAGAUGCAGUGAUGAAGGAGGAAAUAUUUGGUCCUUUACUCCCAAUAGUCAAAGUUAUUUCUGCCACUGAAGCAGUGAAGUUUAUCAACAAAAGGGAAAAACCAUUGGCUCUCUAUGUCUUCUCUAAAACAGAAAGCAUCAUUGAUAAAUUCAUCAAUGAAACUUCCUCUGGAGCAGUCUGUGUGAAUGAUUCAAUUGUUCAAGCAGCAGUACCUUCUUUGCCAUUUGGUGGUAUUGGUCAAAGUGGUAUGGGAGCAUAUCAUGGCAAGUUUUCUUUUGAGUGUUUUUCACACAGGAAAGCAUGCCUUAUCAAGAAGCAGAAUUUGGAAGCUUUAAAUGCAAUAAGGUAUCCUCCAUACACUGACUCAAACAUGAAAACAGCAUGCUGGUUCCUGAUGCCAUCAAGGAAUUCCAAGUAUAUGAAAUUUUUCUUCUAUUUUGCUGUUUUUAGUACUGCCGUCUAUUUGUUAAAGUCUUACAACUGCCUGGCAACUGUUUCUAGACUCUGGAAAUGAGUAACAUGCAGUGUGCAAUUGCAUAGAUCACUUACAUGGAACAUUUUACUUGAAGCAAGAGAGUUAAUGAAGAACUGAUUUUCUUUCCAAAUUACCCAGCAAAGCUGUUCCAUGAUUUUUAUAUCUUAGAGUGAUGUUAUUUCCCAAGUAGUGCAAAAUAAAGAGGAUUCUGUAUUCCUUCCUAAAAGCCCAUCUUGCUUCAUGUAGAGCUGUCCAUGAAGUUCGAGCCUGGCUAUUAUUCUCAAUUUUUGUCUCAGAUUUUAACAAUUUUGAGCCUCAGUAUUGCUAAAGAAAGUGUGUUCAGAAAUGUACAAGACAGUGUACUACUUUUCUAUAUAAGCCCUGGUUUCAACUUUUGAGGAAAUUGAAGAGCAUGUCAACUGGUUGUUUAAAAAUAUUUCUUGUUAUUGUUAUUUGCCAUUGCUGGGUGAGUCUA
Molecule: messenger RNA, 2099 nt
Organism: Rhopilema esculentum
Lineage: Eukaryota; Metazoa; Cnidaria; Scyphozoa; Rhizostomeae; Rhizostomatidae
Source: RefSeq, a predicted model, not a curated record